Camponotus floridanus (Florida carpenter ant) is the source of this 3216-nucleotide messenger RNA. Its product is annotated as solute carrier family 12 member 8. Gene Ontology annotation, cellular component: membrane. Gene Ontology annotation, biological process: potassium ion import across plasma membrane; chloride transmembrane transport; potassium ion homeostasis. The record is from RefSeq and is a predicted model, not a curated record. Gene Ontology annotation, molecular function: potassium:chloride symporter activity. NCBI's taxonomy places the organism in Eukaryota, Metazoa, Arthropoda, Insecta, Hymenoptera, Formicidae.
UUUUUGAUUUCACGUUUGUUCGCGAUGAAAAGUUUCCAUUCUCUGUUUCUAUCGCUUAUUUGCGCCGUCAUACGUUGUCGACAAUUGACGUCCUAUCUCGCAUAAAGAUGCAAAUGCAGCGCUUUGAUAAGACGAAGAGAUAAUUGAUAUAUGUAGAUCUGAAUAUUCGCACGUACGCUCGCACGCACACGCAUACACAAUGUUCAAAAUUGCCAAUUUCGUAGAUUUUAUAUUCUCACCUACAUGUAGUAGCGCACCAUAUUAGAAGAGUACUGUAAAGUACCGAGACAAGAUUGCAGAUUACGAAAUUAUGUAAAGAAGACAUGGAAUCAAACGAGAAUAACAGAUUGCCAAACGGUGACGUCCAGAUACACAGAGAUGUCGACUGGGCUAGAUACGGCUUGCGCGAUCCAGAAAUGCAAAGAAACGCAAAGAGAAACAACGGGGAUGAACGGAGCAACAAUGCGCUCGAUCCAGAAAUGUAUCAGGCUGGAGCGAAUGAAUUGUUUGCGCAAGAAUAUAGUUCAGAUCCUUGGUGGAAAUCAAAUUUCUUUAUCUCCCAACCUGUACUGUUUGGUACUUGGGAUGGAGUCUUUACAUCUUGUCUUAUUAAUAUAUUUGGAGUAAUUGUAUUUUUGAGGUCUGGUUGGAUGUUAAAUGCAGUAUCCAUCAUUUUUUGUACAGUGUGUAUCGCAUUAGUAACAGUAUUGUCAGCUGUAGGAAUAUGCGAACGAUGUAGAGUUGAAAGCGGCGGAGUCUAUUUUUUACUAUCGCAUGUAUUGGGCUCUAGGUUUGGCGGUUCUAUUGGAUUACUUUACUGUUUUGGACAGGCAGUGGGUUGUGCUCUAAACGUAUUAGGCUUUGGGGAAUCAAUGGCUGGCCUUGUAGCUUUAGAUUCAUCAACAUGGGCACAACGUGGUUUUGCGUGUGCAGCGGUUAUAUUAUUAUCUGUGAUUAAUGUUGCUGGUGUUAAGUGGGUUGUAAAAUUGCAGUUUAUUCUUCUCCUGAUCUUACUUCUUGCUGGAGUUGAUUUUAUGGUUGGAAGUUUCACUCAUACUAACAUUGAUUCUGGUUUCGAGGGCUGGUUAUCGGGGAAUUUAAAAAAUAACACUUUUCCGAAUUAUCAAGAUGGAUAUAAUUGGUUUACUGUGUUUGGUGUGUUCUUUCCAACAGUCACCGGUGUCUUAGCUGGAAUUAAUAUGAGCGGAGAUUUGAGGCAUCCAUCUAGCGAUAUUCCUAAUGGUACUUUAGCAGCAUUAGGAACUGGAACUUGUCUGUAUCUAUGUUUUUCAUUGACUCUUGCGGCAACUUGUGCCAGAAAUACUUUACUCACAAACUUUACAAUAGCAUCCACGGUAUCGGCAAUAUCGGUACUGCUACUCGCUGGUCUCUAUGUAUCGUCGUUUAGCAGCUGUUUGGGUGCUAUGUAUGGUACACCUCGCGUUCUUCAAUCUAUUGCCAGCCAAAAUGUUAUACCAGGAAUGAGAUGUUUGCAGAGAGGGAGGGGACCAAAUAAAGUACCUAUAUAUGCUAUGCUGGUUGUUGCUGUGGUAACGUUGACUUUCAUUAUUACCGGGCAAAUUAAUACACUUGCACCGAUCGUGACAAUGCCUUUUUUAUUGACAUACGCAUGCCUAGAUUACGCUUAUUUUGCUCUCGCGCAAACAUUUGAUCUUCGGCAUACGCGUGAACAAAGAUUUCGUACACAGUCUCCAACGUUCGACCGCAAUUAUGGUUCCGCAAGUAGAAAUAAUUCGAUAACAGAUACGGAUAAUGAUUUAGACAGCCUAUUUCCCGAAAGAAUAAGACACAAGAAUCUUGCGAGAAGCAACAGUGUUUCCGAUAAUAAUAUAUAUAUGGAUUCAUCACCGAGCAUCGAAGAUAGCGUUAGCGUUAUUAGUUCAUCGGAACGAAAAGUUUACAUACAUAAUAAAUUAGAAAAUUGGUACAGUCCUUUGUGCAAUAGAUGGUUUUCGUUAUUGGGCUGUCUUGUAAAGCUGCUUAUAAUGUUUCUCGUACAUUGGGGAUACGCUAUUGUUAAUAUCAUCGUGGUAUUUCUUGUCUGGAGUUAUGUCGGUCACGCCAAUCCUGCUGUUAAACCUGGAAUUUCUGCAGAAUUUCAAUUUUUCAAAUGGCUUCGAACUGCAUUACUUAGACUCGUGGGGAGAAAAGUUUAUGAUUAUGAACAAAUUGUAGUAACACCAGUGCAUCCAGGUGUUGAAACAUGCUCGGCUCAACUAAACGAAGAGAACGAAGAUUUUUCUGGAAGAAGAAGAUAUCAUCAAACUGCUACUGUCACAGGUCAAUAUGUUAAUGUCGAUUAGAUGUAUAAAAUUAUCUAUUCGAAAUCAUGAGUUAUGCAAAAUUCAUACAUUAGAAUUCGUAUAUUAUUUUAGUAUUUGUUUAAUACGUUUAGUAUAUUUGUAAAAUAUAUAACAUUAUCAUUGGUGCAAAAGCAAAUUGCAAAUACAUAUAUGCCUAGUAUGUAAUAUAAUACUUCAAGACUUGAUAAGGAGCAGCUUGCAGCAAUCUUAUUUUAUAAGUAACCACAAUUUUUUACCUCAUUUUACAAUAUUAUCAAUCGCACAAAUGGCUAAUAUAAUAAUUAAAUUUAUUUAAUGUGCAUAUACAUACACAUUUAAAAAAAUUCAAUAUAAUUGUAGCUUUCAGAGUAUUUUAACAAUCAAUGGGAUAUAGUGGAUUAAAUACAAAAUUGAUUGUAUGAAAUAUGUACAAAGAAUUGAUGCUAGUUAAUAAUAGUAUUAGACUUUUAUAAUGCAUUUACUUGUCACGAAUGCCGUAUACGCAGUUAAAAUAAUCUACUAAAUUUUUUUUUUAAUCCUGCAAUGUCAUUCAGCUUGAUAGACAACUAACAAAAAGAAAAUCAUUUUGGCUGAUAAAUUUCUGCCAAAAAAAGAAUACUCUCAUAUUUGUGAUAUAAGAAUAUUCUUUUAUAACAUUGAGCUUUUUUACAAUCGCUUAAAUAAUCAAGCAAUAAUGACAAUACGGCAAUUGCGUGAAAAUAUGAAAAUACUCUAUAAAUACUUGAUAAUAUAUAUAUUUAUACAUUAUUUAACACUUUUAUAUUCUCGAACAAAAGCACAAACGAACAAACAAAUUUGUGUAACCACAAUAUAUAUACAUGUAUGUACGAAAGAGAGAGUUCUAGUGUGAAUUGACAAUUUUCCAUAUUUAUUUUUUGUGGAUUAUUUUUAU